GAUGCGAAGCUUGAUAAGAACCGCCGUGAGCGGGUCCCCCUGUACAUGGACGGGGAGUCGGUCAAGGGCGCGGUGACAGUCCGACCAAAGGAUGGCAAACGAUUGGAACAUACGGGAAUCAAAGUGCAAUUUAUUGGAACAAUUGAGAUGUUCUACGAUCGAGGCAACCACUACGAAUUCCUAUCGCUUGUUCAAGAGCUUGCUGCUCCAGGCGAGCUUCUUCACCCACAGUCCUUCCCUUUCAACUUCAAAAAUGUCGAGAAGCAAUACGAAUCCUACAAUGGCAUCAAUGUGAAACUACGUUACUUCGUGCGCGUGACCGUCUCACGGCGCAUGGCUGACGUCGUUCGCGAGAAAGACCUCUGGGUAUACUCGUACCGCAUGCCGCCAGAGACUAAUAGCCCGAUCAAGAUGGAUGUCGGAAUUGAGGAUUGUCUUCACAUUGAGUUCGAAUACUCCAAAUCCAAGUACCAUCUCAAGGACGUGAUUGUUGGGCGCAUCUAUUUCUUGCUUGUGCGGCUCAAGAUCAAGCAUAUGGAAUUGUCCAUCAUCCGUCGAGAGACAACUGGCUCUCCCCCCAAUCAGUACAAUGAAAGCGAAACGUUGGUCCGUUUUGAGAUCAUGGAUGGCUCACCUUCAAGAGGUGAAACGAUUCCCAUCCGUCUAUUCCUUGGCGGAUUCGAUCUAACUCCGACAUUCCGCGACGUUAACAAGAAGUACUCAACAAGAUACUACCUCAGCCUGGUGCUGAUUGACGAAGAUGCUCGCCGUUACUUCAAGCAAUCCGAGAUCGCCCUCUACCGACAGGCACCCAAAAUUGCCGCAACGCCACAGAUCGCGCAGCAGCAACAAAUCCAACAGCAAGUCCUCCUCCAGCAAAACCAGCAAGCUCUUCCUCCCGGCUCUGCGAGUAUCGGUCCAAGACGUGAGGACAAGUCUCCAUCAGCAACGGCAAAGGAGUACCCCGUGCAGCAAGCCGAUAACGGUAUGAAUUGA
Molecule: messenger RNA, 996 nt
Organism: Penicillium malachiteum
Lineage: Eukaryota; Fungi; Ascomycota; Eurotiomycetes; Eurotiales; Aspergillaceae
Product: vacuolar protein sorting-associated protein 26
Exons: 5
Biological process (GO): intracellular protein transport; retrograde transport, endosome to Golgi
Cellular component (GO): retromer complex; endosome
Source: RefSeq, a predicted model, not a curated record